AACUGCGGAUGAUACACUUCGCUCUGCAAAUAGAGCAGCCAGGGCAGCUGCAGGUUGGGACGACAUCACAUUGAAAUGGAAAUUUAUGGACAAAUCAGAAUGGAAGAAGCAAGAAGCUAGUAGCAGUAGUAGUAAUAUUCAACAAGAAUCGCCAAGAAAAGGUACAAUGCUGACAGAUUGUGUAGAGGCGUUUUUUGCUUCUUUUGAUGGUCUAUGAAUAGUUCGACUUUUAUUCAUUGCAGAGAUAAUAAAUGGUUUAGAGCACAAGAUCUCAAUCAAGAACAUUAUUGCAUUACUGGAAAGGGAACCUCUUAUGUCAAAUUCGACACUCAACUAUUGCUUAUGCAAUCGGUAAAAUUUCAAUUUGCAUCAGUUUGAAGAGGUGAAAAUUCAAGGUUAGAGGAGAACCGAUUUGAGUUUUUCAAUUCAUUAUUAUCAUCCCUGUCUAGCAAUUCAAGCUGCUAUCCAGUUUCGUCCUGUUAAAAUUUAUAGUACUGAGAUACAUAUCAAGUCACUAUUCAAAAUUCUACUACUCUGUUUCAUAUGCCCAGCUAGCGAAGAGCGAGGGAAGACCAUUCUUUACCAACUUAGCAUCCGAAGUCAUAAGGCACCAGUCCUUUCAGCUCAGGUCCAUUAAGUCCGUUGUGCUUGAAACUGAAAUGAAUGCCAGAAAGAAGAUCAAAUACCGAAUAUGCCUCUACAUUUGAAGGACAACUAGGUCCAUCUGUGAUACUGUGGAGACUGGUGUAGUCGAACAUAACAGUAAGGGUAUCGUGUUUUUUCUAGUCAUUUCAGGGAAAAGAAUGUUUUACUUCACUACAGAGACUAUCAAAAUUAACAUCGGAGGCAAAAACAUUAAGGUUCGAUGUGCUAUACACAAAUUUUGACAUACAAGAUGAAAAUUUUACUUCAAUCCCCCCCCCCUCGCCCGCCCGCCCGAGCCCCAUGUUAAAAAAAAAAAUUGGAGGUUCACCUUCUAAAUUGCUCUUUAUCUUGUAGUAUGGAAAGAAUUAUUGAAAGGUACGAAAGGUAUUCCUAUGCUGAGAAAAGAUUAAAUAUGACAGAAGAUGAAACUCAGGAGAACUGGAAUCUAGAGUUCCCAAAGCUUGUGGCUCGGAUUGAACUUUUACAAAGAAACAUAAGCAACUAUGUGGGAGAAGAUUUGGAUCCUCUCAGCUUGAGAGAGCUUCAGAGUUUGGAGCAACAACUUGAUACUGCUCUGAAACGAAUUAGAACAAGGAAGAACCAACUGAUGCACGAGUCCAUUUCUGAACUUCAAAAAAAGGAGAAAUCAUUGCAGGCGCAGAACAACUUAUUGGUAAAGAAGGUGAAGGAAAAGGAGAAGCAAAAUGGAGUGGAACACACGCAGCAGCAGGAGCAGGAGCAGGAGCAGGAGCAACACAAGUUUGCUCAAAAUUCAUCCAAUUUCGUAUUUCCUCACUCUCUCUCACGAUCACUAGGGCCUCCAUCUCUCACUAUUGGGGGCGCCUUUGAGCAAGCAGUAGCUCAAAAUGAACAAGUCGGCGGAUAUCAAACUAUCCCUCAUUCUACUUCCCUGAUGCCGCAUUGGCUCCUCCGCCACGCUAACCAAUAAGAAAUUUUCCGGCCACCAGAGAUCGGAAAUUUUAGAUGACAACCAUGAAUGACUAGCAUGCCAAAUAUCGAAUCUGCAUAAAAGGGGUAAUUGCAAUGUUGAACAGUUUCCAUGUGCUCAAAUCUAUAGUGUGUUUUAUUACUUCAGUAAUCUUGAAAUUAAAAUGUACCAAAGCUCUUUUAAUAUCGUAUCGUGCAACACCAUGUAAUAAUAUUUUCUUGUCUCGACAA
Messenger RNA from Olea europaea var. sylvestris, 1824 nucleotides. RefSeq names its product agamous-like MADS-box protein AGL8 homolog. The record is from RefSeq and is a predicted model, not a curated record. Gene Ontology annotation, molecular function: DNA-binding transcription factor activity. Gene Ontology annotation, biological process: regulation of DNA-templated transcription. NCBI's taxonomy places the organism in Eukaryota, Viridiplantae, Streptophyta, Magnoliopsida, Lamiales, Oleaceae. The coding region runs from base 1001 to 1594 and encodes 197 amino acids. The transcript is spliced from 7 exons. Gene Ontology annotation, cellular component: nucleus.